Trematosphaeria pertusa is the source of this 1245-nucleotide messenger RNA. RefSeq lists its product as uncharacterized. Lineage: Eukaryota; Fungi; Ascomycota; Dothideomycetes; Pleosporales; Trematosphaeriaceae. The transcript has 2 exons. The record is from RefSeq and is a predicted model, not a curated record. The annotation marks the transcript as partial.
AAUCCAACCACCGAUCCGGCGAAUGUCGUGCAAGCGCUCGUAUACACAAUACUGGAUGUCUUCGAUGCAACGAGGGACCUCUAUCAGACACUAAGGAAGAAGGAAAAGAGGGACCAUGAGCAGGAUUUGAGGGCGAGAGGAUACCCUAGCUCAAGAAAGAUCGAGUACGUCGACGAUUAUGAGACCGGCGGUGACGAGUCCAUCGUCGUGGACAAGGCUGCAGUGACGCGGCAAUUUGAGAUCGGUUUUCAGGACGUUGGAUCACAGUUUGCAGUUGGAGACGCAGUCAUUACACAGACAGCGCUUCAAUCCCAAAUCAUUUCACUGCAGUCCGUAGUAAUAACUACCUUUCUAUACGGACCAACGUCACCGGAACCAAUCUCUCAUCAUCUCUCGAGUCUGGUAGCAGCUUCGCGAGCGGCGGGAACGGGGGCUGUUGAUGUACUCGCAGCUCAGCAGCAACGACAGCUAGGCAUUCUGGCCCCGACUCCGCGGUCAACGCGAUCCCCAGCAGCUGUUCGUGCCAGCGGCGCACAACUUCCUCCAUAUCCAGUCACUGCCACUGGCUCUGCAUCAACAACGCUCGUCAAGUCACGCCAUGAGCCUCGGUCUUCAGAUGAAGACGGUCAUAUGCGACACACCAGCUUCGACAGGAGACCUCAGCUGCCAAGAACAGAUACAGAAUCCACUGCCUUCUCCGGCCCGACAUCCUACGGGACUUCAUCAGCUCCACACAACCUCUUCUGCCUUUACGCCUGCGAUCUUCAGCGACAUCCGUCUCAACCACUGUCCGCAAGUAUAACAUCCGACCCAUCACCGUACUGUCCGUAUUGUAAGCGCACCAUACACCUCUCGCCCGGAAAGUCGUGGGAGAUCUUCAAGGAAGAUGACGGCAGGGAACGGUGUUUCCGGAUCCAAAAUCGCUUCAUCGUGAAGUGCCAUAGAGACGGUGUUGAUGGAGGAUACACAUGCGUGCUCUGCUCCAACGGCGCUAGCGUCGAUACCAUCUGUGGAGAUGUCAAGGCACUUGUGCGACAUAUAUGGAUGGACCACGGCGCAGGCGAGCUCGAAUUGGAGGAGGAUAUUGACGAAAUCGCCGAGCAGCCGGUUGAGCGGAGAGAUAGCGGACUGGGGCUUGGCAGUAGAAGGAGCGCGAGUGUAGGGCCGAGCAGAGGUAAAGCACGCCGCGGAUUCGAAAAAGAAGUGGAGACGUUCGAGAUCAGAGCGCCUCGACGGGGAGCAUGA